GGGGUUAACUGCAGCUCGGGCGGCCCGGGCGGGCGCGCUCGCUUCCUCUGCCGCCGCCCGGGAACAUGGAUAGCGCGCCCGCGGGAUGUUCGCGGGCUGGGCCGGGCAGGCGGGAAACAUGAGAAGGCCCCGCUAUUCCGGUUCCCGGGCGGCGCGCGCCCGUCUGGGUAAAUAAAGGCGAGACCGCGGCGGCGGCGGCGGGGAGCGCGUCGGAGCCUGCGCCGGGAACAUGCGGCGGGGAUGGGAGCGCGCCUAGCCCCGGGGCGGGACAGCCAGCCGCCCGCGGCGGCCUCCGCGGCCACAGAAGCCGAGCCCUGCUGCGGAGCUCCUGGCGGCCCGGCCCCCGGGCGCUGCGGCGGGGACCCUCACCAUGAACACCAUCGUCUUCAACAAGCUCGGGGGGGCCGUGCUUUUUGAGGACCGAGGCCCCCCAGAGCGGGAACGUGGCAGCCGGCCGUACGGUGGCGUCCUGGACCAUCCGCACACCCGCCCGGAGGUGGGCAUUCCAGAAGGCCCGCCCCUCAAGGACAACCUCAGCCUGAGACACCGGAGGACCGGGGCCCGACAGAAUGGAGGGAAGGUGAGGCACAAGCGACAGGCCCUGCAGGACAUGGCGCGGCCGCUUAAGCAGUGGCUUUACAAGCACCGCGACAACCCGUACCCCACGAAGACCGAAAAGAUACUCCUGGCCCUUGGCUCGCAGAUGACGCUCGUGCAGGUGUCAAACUGGUUCGCUAACGCCAGACGUCGCCUGAAGAACACUGUCCGGCAGCCAGAUUUAAGUUGGGCCCUAAGAAUAAAGUUAUACAACAAAUAUGUGCAGGGCAACGCGGAGCGGCUCAGCGUGAGCAGCGACGACUCUUGCUCGGAAGAUGGAGAAAACCCCACAAGAAAUCACCUGAGUGACACAGGCUAUAGCGCCCCUGCCCACCACACAGCCAUCAAAGCGGAGAGCUCAGCAAGGAAGGCUGGAGAGGGGGCAGAAGCCAGGGCCUCGGAGGACUACGUGUCGCCUCCCAAGUACAAGAGCAGCUUGCUGAACCGUUACCUUAACGACUCUCUGAGCCACGUCAUGGCCGCCAGCACGGCCAUGACGGGAAGAACGAGGCAGAGGAGCCACUCGGGGUCUUUCAGCUCCAACGAGUUUGAAGAAGAGCUGGUGUCUCCCUCGUCAUCAGAAACCGAAGGCAACUUUGUGUACCGCACAGACACCCUGGACACGGGAUCUGGUAAAGGUGCCAGUGCAGCUCACGGACGGGGGCCGAGCAAGGACGAGACAUACUGGAAGGAGAUCAACGCAGCCAUGGCCUUAACCAACCUCGCCCAGGGGAAGGACGAAGUGCUUGGGACCACCAGCUGCAUCAUCCAGAAGUCUUCCCACAUAGCAGAAGUAAAGACAGUCAAGCUGCCGCUGGCCCAGCGCUUCUAGAGCAUGGCCAGGGAGUGCUGAGCAUGUCAGAAUUUUUUUUUUUGUACCUAAAUCCUCAUCCUAAGAGCCAAAACAGGGGUGAAGGGACAUCCAUCUAAACCCCCUGAGAUCAGCUAUCCUAAAUAUAUCAGUUGCUUCUAUAAAAAGACAUAUAAAUUAUAAAAAAAAUUCAUUUUAAUCAAAAAUAUUAACUUAUUUUAUGUUACUGAAACUAUGCAGAAAGCGCCUGCAUUUCCAUUACAGUAAGUGCCUUGCUUCCCCGAGAUAAGCUCCAACGUGGGCACAGAGCCGAGCUGUGCCUCAAACAGCCCACGCCAACACUUGCUAGACCGCAUCCUUCCAAACGGGUCCAGAACCGAAGCCAGCAUUGCUCAGAGCCCUCGAAAUAAAUUCUGUCCUUCACACGUUAAAAGUUGGAAAUCUGUCCGGCCCAGAUGAAAUCAUCUUUUCUUUGUUUUGGUUUUCUAUUUGGUUUUCUCUUUAUGCCUACAGGACUGGAAAUUGGGUUGUUUUUGUUUUUUUGUGCAUUCCAGGGUGAGGGUGAGAAUUUUAUGUGUGGGUUUUGUUUGCACAUCAGAUAUGUGAGCAUGUCCAAAAUGAAAGGUCCAUGUGACAUGUACGUUUAAGAGGGACAGUUUCAAAGCAGUUUAACAUUGCAACGUGCACAUUGUGAUCAGACAUUAAGAGCUGUUGGAAAGGAGCCCAGUGCCCUCCACAACUCGUUGGGAGUUUUCUUAUUCUGAGGCUUUGCUGAAGUUUUUAAAAGAGCCGUAUUAUAUAAAUCAUUGAAUUUUCCCCCCGUGUAAAACUAAGCCUACAGUUUAGUUUUAAAACAUAACCUUGUUUGCGUUUGAGUUCAGUGUUCCUUUGUGGUGGAAGCUGGCUUUCAUAUGGAGUGCCUGAAAGCUUUUUAUUUGGUUCGUUUCAAAUCACAGUUCUGAUGGACGAUUUGUAUUGCAGUGAGAAGAAGACAAUGAAAGAGAAUAUCUGUAGUGGAUAAACAUAUACAUGCAGAAAAUUGAAUUUUAAAAUUUAAAACAUAUGGAAACAUAGUUUCAUCUUUCUGAUUUUUGCCAGCUAGAGCAGUCAAGCAAAAAUGAAGUGAAAUCCUGUGUUAAAGAAAGAACAUUCUGUCUCUAAAUGAUGCCACCGUUGAGUGAAAGCAGUCACUCAAGGAGGAAGCGUCUCCUUCCUGCCAUGCAGUAGCAUCCUCCCCAGCUCGGGAAGACAGGAGACACAAGAGAUGUGGAGACCCCUCUCAACACAACGGAGCAAAUGUUCAACAACAGAGUGAAAAGACUGGGCUGUUUGGGGGGGGACUUUUUCUGCGUAUGUGUAAUCUAUUUUUUUAGACUGGAAAGCAUUUUUGCAAGUGUGAAUGACACGAGGUUGCACAUGCUGACGUUUUUCUCUAUUUUACAAAAUGCUUUUCAAAGCCAAAGGUCGCUCUGGUCACUGCCUGGACGUGACUGUCCUGACGGCCAUCACAGGACACUUUUUCAUGGGUGACAGCAUUACUACGGGGCGGGGGUUGUCCGGUGCAGCAGAGAUAACUUGACAUGAACAUAUUUUGUAUGUAUAUUUUUACUUUGUUUCCCUGAGGGCAGUUUACAGUUACAGUAGGCCAGUGUGGGCGGCGGGAGUGACGACUGUAUGAGUGGGCGAAGUACCGGGUCCUUCUGUUGCACCCUUGACACUCUGAGAUCCAGAGUGCAAAGCGGGCGUCGCUACAGAAACAGCCCCGCCCAGAUGUGCUCAGGGCGGGGUAAACAAGGACGAGUACUUCACUCCUUUUCAUACUAUUAUAAGUUAUUCUGGUAUUAAAUAUUUUAAUAAAAGUGUUCAUGUUUAACAUGUUGCAAUUAGACAAAUGAAUGCUGGUUGUAUUUUAUUUGACAUUGUCAUGUUUUUAUUUCCCACCUUUUGGGGGGGAAAAUCAGCUAAUUUGUUCUGUGUUAUGAACGCAAACCAAUGACAGGACACUAUCCACAUAAUUUCUUUAAAGAACCAAAGCUUGGAGAACCGGCCUGUACACACAUCAAAAAUAUAUAAUCAGCAUAUCUGGGCAGCACCUCCAAUUACAGUCAUUUUAAUUUAUUGUUUUUCUUUCCUUGCUGUUGUUUUAAUUGUCUGGAAAUCAGAACCCCCCCCUUCCCCCGUCGCUUAAAAGCACUUUGAACCAUGCCGAGCCAGCAGCCGACAGGCUGACAUAUAAUUUAUAUUGAAGGAAAAGAGACUCACUCUUUUUAUUUUACAACUGUACUUUAAUAAAAUUAAUAACUGUCAGGACUUCUUGACAAAUUUAAAAUAAAAGUUCGUUUCUAGA
This is a messenger RNA of Meriones unguiculatus (Mongolian gerbil), 3755 nucleotides long. RefSeq names its product mohawk homeobox (gene Mkx). The transcript is spliced from 7 exons. The coding region runs from base 371 to 1429 and encodes 352 amino acids. The record is from RefSeq and is a predicted model, not a curated record. Gene Ontology annotation, cellular component: nucleus. Gene Ontology annotation, molecular function: RNA polymerase II cis-regulatory region sequence-specific DNA binding; DNA-binding transcription factor activity, RNA polymerase II-specific. Gene Ontology annotation, biological process: muscle organ development; cell development; regulation of transcription by RNA polymerase II. Lineage: Eukaryota; Metazoa; Chordata; Mammalia; Rodentia; Muridae.